AUGAAAUUAUUCGAUCGAACUUCUGUCCGCUCCGGUAAACGGUUCGGUGGUUUAUCAUCCAGUAUGUUCUUUGUUCGGAAUAGUCCUCAUCCACAACGUGUACGUCAUAUGGAAGGAUUGAAUGGUGCUUGGAUUUGUAACGUAAAUGAUGAUCUAGACCGCGAUAAGCGUUCUAAACGUAACAAAGCGAAUGAUUAUAAUAAAAACAAUCUACCAAUAAACGAAACAGGACGUCGGACUGAACGAUUAGUUCCUCCAACGACUUUUUGGAAUACACAUGGACUCAUACAUGAUACUGAUAAAUGGAGACAGGAAUUAGCAAAUCUAGCCGCUGCUAGUGGUAUUGGAUCAGAAAACGAGGACAAGAAGCAUUCGAAUAAAUCUGCGGUAACAGCUGAUCCAAAGAAUGCCUCACGUUCUGGUGCUCACUAUUCUACUAAAACCGGACGUUUCAAUGAAGGUGCUUCAAAAUCGCGUGGUCGCACAAGUACGAAACAUGGUGCUGGUCAAACAGGAGAAACUUUGUUUAACGUGCCUGAAGAUGAAAGAGAAGCGUGGAUGUUACAAGUUCUCUGUCAACUUCUUGAUACAUGUAAUUUGGAAGAUGUUCAAUCUUGGCUUGUUUCAGCAUCGCCAGCAGAAAAGGAACAAGCUCGUUCGAUGAUUAAUGCCGCUCUACGCGGUUUGAAAGAAUCCGAGCGUACAUCAACCUCGGGCGAUAUUCAAGAUUCAGUCGUUGAUUUUGAUUCUCUAUCAAAUUUUGUUGAAAGACAAAAGAACGAAGACAAAUAUGCUUCGCAAAAAUAUGUUAACGACGCUCUUAAUCGUUCUGCGCCUGUUUUGCCAUCCGUCGACGAACAACAACAACAACAACAACAACAACCUGACUUCGGUUUGAAUGACACAUGGGAAAUCGGCGGUGUGACGAGAUCCUAUAUCUAUUCGGGAGAUAAGGCAAAUCAAUCGAACAUUGAAAAUCUUUAUCCAAGUGAUAAUGAAGAACAGGUCGAUACGAUACGUCUAUCCGACGAUCGCCAUCGAGCUCGGUCUACCUCGUUAACGAAAAAGUCGCAAAGUUAUGAUUCACCACGUGAACGACCAUUGACAAGUUAUCGGCAAAAUCCGAAUGUUGAAUCGAUUCAAUUCAAUGACGAUGUGAAUAACCCAACGAUAAGUUAUCUCGACGAAAUUCACAAUGAAGAUGGUAAAUCACGUAAGAUACGCGAAUUACAAACGAAGCUGUCGCGACAAGAAGAAGAAGCAAAGAAGAAAUUCGAUGAAUUACAAACGAAACAAUCACGACUAGAAAAUGCCAUUCGUCUACUCGCUAAACAAACAGCAUCACGUAAAGCAAAUCAACAAAAUACAUCUGGACAAAAUGAAGAUGCACCCGUGUUCAAUGUAAUUAUUCAAUCUCCACAGCCAAAGGGGCAUCGCCAUAAAUCGAGUAAACCUCGAGCAACACCGUUCAUUCAUGCUGAUACAAGUAACAAGAAGAGUCGCGAUGACAAACCAGGAGCAAAAGUCGGAGAUUACAAUGUCGAAGAUGUGAAAGUUCAAAUUAGUCUUUCACGUCUUGAUAAUCAACAACCGAAAGUCUACGGUGGUGUUUGGAAACACGAUGCUCAAACAUUACAACGUCUUCAAGGAUGUUAG
Molecule: messenger RNA, 1656 nt
Organism: Adineta ricciae
Lineage: Eukaryota; Metazoa; Rotifera; Eurotatoria; Adinetida; Adinetidae
Source: the annotation of a GenBank genome assembly